Messenger RNA from Dichotomopilus funicola, 555 nucleotides. RefSeq lists its product as uncharacterized. The transcript is spliced from 2 exons. Lineage: Eukaryota; Fungi; Ascomycota; Sordariomycetes; Sordariales; Chaetomiaceae. Bases 1 to 555 code for a protein of 184 amino acids. The record is from RefSeq and is a predicted model, not a curated record.
AUGAAGUCAACAGCAGUGAUCGCCGCCUUCAUUGGCACGGCGCUUUCGUCGCCUGUCUCGCCCGUCGCCGCCGACGACCCGGUCUCGACCCCGACCCCGACCGAGCUCCAGGACGGCAACUACUGGAUCCGCGCCGUGGCCGCGCCCAACUUCCAUAAGUACCUGCAGACCAACCCGGCUAACGUGCCGGGUGUGGCCAUCCUCGAGUCGUCCAAGACGGCCGGGCAGUUCCAGAUCGAAGACGGCCAGCUCGUCAACAAGGUGUCGGACCCGCCGCUGUACCUGUGGAUCGCGGAGCCUGAGGACAAGGCGAACCCGCCGCGCACGCUGGCGGCCACCUUCGACUCAGAGCCGAGCCCGUUUGGCGCGUUUGCGUGGCAGGGCGACGCGUUGACCUGGUCGCAUCCGGAUGUCAACCGCCAGAACUUGGCAGCGUGGUUGGUGUGCGAGGACCAAGCACUGUUUGUCAAUACUGGCGCGUACGCGUAUGACACGCCGGCUGGUUGCUCGGAUCAGACGAUCCAUUACUACAACGACAAGACUGCCAACGACUGA